AAGACGCCGGGAACUCUGGGAAAUACUAUAACGGGAGUUUGCUCGCGGUGCCUCCUGGGAAAUGGGAGGCGACUUGCCCAAAUGGAAGCGAAGCCUCUUAACACGUAUCUUGUGUGCGCCUGGAAAGAAUUUCUAGUCUAGGCUGACCCUGCUUGUCAUGUCUCACGGGAUCCUUUCUCCGCCAGCCGGCUUACUGUCCGAUGAGGAUGUUGUCGUCUCCCCCAUGUUUGAAUCCACAGCUGCAGAUUUGAAGUCUGUAAUACGAAAGGACCUGUUGUCAGACUGCUCUGUCAUCUCCACUUCUCUGGAGGACAAACAUCAGGCUCCAUUUGAGGACACUGCAGAGAAGGUGAAAGUUUAUCUUCGCAUCAGACCUCUGUUAACUUCUGAAUUGGAACGACAGGAAAAUCAGGGCUGUGUCCAUAUUGAGAAUGCAGAAACCCUGAUUCUACAAGCACCCAAAGACUCCUUUGCCUUGAAGAGCAAUGAGCGGGGUAUUGGUCAAGCCACCCAUAAAUUCACCUUUUCCCAGAUAUUUGGACCAGAAGUGGGACAGGCAUCCUUCUUCAAUCUAACUGUGAAGGAGAUGGUAAAGGAUGUAGUUAAAGGACAGAACUGGCUCAUCUAUACAUAUGGAGUCACCAACUCAGGGAAAACUCACACAAUUCAAGGUACCAUUAAGGAUGGGGGGAUCCUGCCCCGGUCCCUGGCUCUUAUCUUUAAUAGUCUUCAAGGCCAGCUUCAUCCAACACCUGAUCUGAAGCCCUUGCUCUCCAAUGAGGUAAUCUGGUUAGACAGCAAGCAGAUUCGACAGGAGGAAAUGAAGAAGCUGGCCUUGCUAAAUGGAGGCCUCCAAGAGGAGGAGCUAUCCACCUCUUUGAAGAGAAAUGUCUACAUUGAAAGUCGGAUGGGUACCAGCACCAGUUUUGACAGUGGCAUUGCUGGGCUCUCUUCUACCAGUCAAUUUACCAGCAGUAGCCAGCUGGAUGAAACAAGUCACCCAUGGGCACAGCCAGACACUGUCCCAGUAAGUGUUCCUGCAGAAGUCCGCUUCUCCAUUUGGAUCUCAUUCUUUGAGAUCUACAAUGAAUUGCUUUAUGACCUGUUAGAACCACCUAGCCAGCAGCGUAAGAGACAAACGCUCCGGCUUUGUGAGGAUCAGAACGGCAAUCCUUAUGUGAAAGAUCUCAAUUGGAUUCAUGUUCAAAAUGUUGAGGAAGCCUGGAAACUCUUGAAAGUGGGUCGUAAGAACCAGAGCUUUGCUAGCACCCACCUGAACCAGAACUCUAGUCGCAGUCACAGCAUCUUCUCAAUCAGAAUCUUGCACCUUCAGGGGGAAGGGGAUAUAGUGCCUAAGAUCAGCGAACUGUCACUCUGUGACCUUGCUGGGUCUGAGCGCUGCAAAGAUCAAAGAAGUGGGGAACGGCUGAAGGAAGCAGGAAACAUUAACACGUCUCUGCACACCCUGGGCCGAUGUAUUGCUGCCCUACGACAAAACCAACAGAACCGGUCAAAGCAGAACCUGAUUCCUUUCCGUGACAGCAAGUUGACUCGUGUGUUUCAAGGCUUCUUCACAGGUCGAGGCCGUUCCUGUAUGAUUGUCAAUGUGAAUCCCUGUGCAUCUACCUAUGAUGAGACUCUUCAUGUGGCCAAGUUCUCAGCCAUUGCCAGCCAGCUUAUACAUGCCCCACCUGUGCAUCUGGGACUCCCAUCCCUGCAUUCAUUCAUCAAGGAACAAAGUAUUCAGGCAUCCCCUGGCUUAGAGAAAGAGGGUAAGGCAGACCCAGGCCUUGACGACCACACUGAAAAUGAGGCUGACAUCUCCAUGUAUGGCAAGGAGGAGCUCUUACAGGUGGUGGAGGCCAUGAAGACACUGCUUUUAAAAGAACGACAGGAAAAGCUGCAGCUGGAAAUGCAGCUCCGUGAUGAAAUUUGCAAUGAGAUGGUAGAACAGAUGCAGCAACGGGAACAGUGGUGCAGUGAGCAUUUGGACACACAAAAGGAACUACUGGAGGAAAUGUAUGAGGAGAAACUGAAGAUCCUCAAGGAGUCACUGACAAGUUUUUACCAAGAAGAGAUUCAGGAGCGGGAUGAAAAAAUCGAAGAGCUAGAAACUCUCUUGCAGGAAGCCAGACAGCAGCCAGUGGCUCAACAGUCAGGGUCUGAACUGUCCCUACGGCGUUCACAAAGGUUGGCAGCCUCUGCCUCCACUCAGCAGCUCCAUGAAGUUAAUGCUAAAUUAGAGCAAUUCAAAGCAGAGCUAAACUCUACUAAUGAAGAGCUGCAGAAGUAUCAGCAAAUGUUAGAACCACCACCCUCAGCCAAGCCGUUCACUAUGGAUGUGGAUAAGAAGUUAGAGGAGGGCCAGAAGAAUGUAAGGCUACUACGGUCAGAGCUUCAGAAACUAGGGCAAUCUCUCCAGUCAGCAGAAAGGGCCUGUUGCCACAGCACUGGGGCAGGAAAACUUCGCCAAGCUUUGACCAAUUGCGAUGACAUCUUAAACAAACAGGACCAGACCCUGGCUGAGCUCCAGAAUAACAUGAUGUUAGUGAAACUGGACCUUCGGAAAAAGGCAGCCUGCAUUGCUGAGCAGUAUCACACUGUGCUGAAGCUCCAAGGCCAGGCUUCUUCUGCCAAAAAGCGCCUGGGUACCAAUCAGGAAAACCAGCAACCAAAUCAUCAACCCCCAGGAAAGAAACCAUUCCUUCGAAAUUUACUUCCCCGGACACCAACCUGCCAAAGCUCAACAGAUUGCAGCCCUUAUGCACGGAUCUUGCGUUCCCGGCACUCUCCUUUAUUCAAAUCUGGACCUUUUGGCAAAAAAUACUAAAACUGUAGGGAAGAAGAUACAUAGCCGUUGCCCUGAGGUGGGUCAACUGCUCGACUUAUAAAAUAGGUCUCCUUUAAGCUUUACCAUAUACCUGGAACUUUAUCCAGAAUGUAACAUGUAGAUAAUAGUUGUUUUUCUCUGUUGUAUUAUAAUGACUUGUAUAAGCUUAUGUUUUUCACUAUGGUUUUUAUGCACACAAAUAUUAUAUUAAAUAAAGAUAUCAUUUACCCUUUUAUUUGGAUUUCAGAUUUAGAAAAAUUAUCUAAAACAUUAUUUUAAAAAGGGCAAAAAUUUGAUAUAAACAGCAUCUGGCCCAUCAGAACCUUGCGUAGGAACAGCAACGAGAACUAGACUAAGGCUUAAUAGGAAAUGAAUUCAAAUGGCAUUAGAUUAUACUCAAGGCUUUUUAAUAUAAAAUGAAGUAUCAUACAUUAAGAGUAAAAAUGUUCUGGGAACAAGAGAAGGAAGGCUAGAUCCUAAGCUCAGAGUGAUCCAUAGCAUCUACUAUACAAAUUGUUUUAGCAGACAUCAUAGUCCAAGUGUUUUACCUGCUACUGAACACAUAUGCACUGACUAAAACCCUCAAGAACACAAGAUUCCCUUAACCUUGUCUAGAUAAAGUUGAAAAAAAAAGUAUUCUUUGGGGGAAAAAAACAAUCACAUCAAGCAUUUACUAAAAGAUACCAGCAUGAAGUUUAUUAUCUAUAGUUAAAAAAAAAAAAAAAAAGUUUUCAAAUGCCCAUGAAGUUAUCUGUAUAUUGUCUCUUUGCUUUGCUUUUGGUAAGGGUACAGGCUAAUGCUAUAUAGCCAUCUUUGCCCUCAAGAGCCAUAGUUCAUGCUCACUGAAAUUUUUUUAGUCCAAUAUGAAAGCUUUUAGAAGACUCCUUACCAAAACUGUCUCCCAAGGAAUACAUGUACAGCUCUACUCUGUUUAAACCUAAUCUUUUAAUUCAGAAUAGAGGACACA
Molecule: messenger RNA, 3797 nt
Organism: Nannospalax galili (Upper Galilee mountains blind mole rat)
Lineage: Eukaryota; Metazoa; Chordata; Mammalia; Rodentia; Spalacidae
Gene: Kif20a
Product: kinesin family member 20A
Exons: 19
Coding region: 158-2830 (890 amino acids)
Biological process (GO): mitotic spindle assembly; microtubule-based movement
Cellular component (GO): spindle microtubule; nucleus
Molecular function (GO): plus-end-directed microtubule motor activity; microtubule binding; ATP binding
Source: RefSeq, a predicted model, not a curated record